AUGGCUGUUCUCGAUGUAAAAUGCGAUCAAAGGAGGCCAGGAUGCAAGCGAUGUGAGGAUGCGGGCUCCUCGUGUCCGGGAUAUAAGUCUGUCAGCUCCAAACGAAGACCUACAGCUCCCGGAAGUGGCGAGUCAUGUUCUAGUUCAACUCUUCAUAUGAAUGAGGGAGAUUCCAUCGAUAUCACGACAUCAACCUUGGAUCCACUCCUAUUAUUCCCUCACUUUGGGGAUCCCAGCCCCAUGCCAUUCCCAGCAGCUUUGAGUGACUCCGGCUUCCUCGGCUUAGAGGAUGAUGCUGCAAUUUCACAGUGGCCUUUUCCAAAUUUGGAUUCUUCACAAGUUGUGACUAUACCAGAUGAUCCGGCUUUCACAGAUGAGUCGCCAAUUGACAAAACUGGCGAGUGGAAUGGCCAGCGAACGGAAAUGUCAGGCCGCGAUCGUCCCCUUGAUAUGAGCUGGUUGCGCGAUGAAAUUCAACAACCUUGUACUGAUCUGAAUACGGUAUCUUUCUCUGCGGAGCCUUACAGCACCGAAGUCCCAGGUAAUUACUUAUCGUUAACACCGCCACGGCAACUGGGUAAUCUUCCGACUGCUCUUUCUGACUUCUUCAUUCGGGAAGUCAUACCACUUUAUUGUGCAUGGGACAGCCAAACAAACCUCAUGCGUGUUGUGGCAGAAAGCGCCUGGCAAUCAUCAAAAGUCCUAUAUCACACGAUGCAAAGUAUGUCAGCCGCUUGUCUCACAAGCGUCUUUCCUGAACUAUCUACAACUGCGAUCCAAGAGCGCUUGAUAGCCCUGCAAUGCUUAGAUGAGGACGAACCAAGUAGCGCGGAGUAUGUCGAGGCGAGGCUACUUGCAACGGUUCUCCUAUGUCACACUGCAAGUUGGCAUGAUCCUGGUAAUCUGGCAAAAGAGAGAUAUCAUUUGACCCAAAGACGAGUGCUAGAAUGGAGCUCAGCAGCUGGGACACAGUCUAAGCCCAUGGUCAAGUUCUUUCAGACUGCAGUCGACUACUGGGGGACGCUUCUGUCUUUCUUCACGGACGUGUCAGGCAUACCUUAUCCUAAUCCGUUGGUUGGGCCCUCAGAGCCAAGCAACCAAUCUGUGUUGCACCCGUUUGUCGGAAUGGCGGGAGAAACAGUCAAAACUUUAACUGACGUCGGAAAUCUCGUCUCUCAAUACCGUUCUCGAGCUUCGUCUAUCAGAUUCAUUACAGAGGACGACAUGAACUUCUUCAAGAAGAAAAUACGAGAGGCUCGUUGUCUGGAGAAGCGACUCCUUGCUUAUACACCUGCCGACACGUCCAAGAUCCAAGAUACAGGAGAUCCAAGAACAACGCUAGGUCACUUAGCGAAGAUAGACGAAGCCUAUCGAUGUGUCGGCCUACUCCAGAUCUACCGCGUGUUUUCUGAUCUUUUGGCUGAGAGGUACAAUCCCUGGGACGCAAAUCACAUUUAUUCAGCCCGACCGCCUUCCAAGGCUCCAAGCAAAGCAGAGAAGGAUUACUGGUUGACCAACCUGGCACUGUAUACCCUUGAGCUUCUUCGUGACAUACCCUUUGAAUCAAGAAGUCGCUGUAUCCAACCGUUAAUUCUCGUUGCUAUCUCGAGCGAACUUCGUCGUAUGCCACAGGAUGUCACAUUACUUGCCACAGCAGACGAAGAGUCACGGCAUGAAGGGCAGAGCAUUAUUGAACUCGCCCAAGCAAGAAAAUUUGUCAAGAGUCGAUUGUCAGCAUACGCUGAUGUGCUACCUUUGAGAAAGGUCAGCAAUAUACUUGAGCUUGUGACGAGCAUAUGGAGUGCUCUUGAUGAAGGGGAGUUGGAUGUUUACUGGCUCGAUAUUUGCACUCGGAAGCAGCUGAACACACUUAUUGGGUAG
Fusarium redolens is the source of this 1881-nucleotide messenger RNA. Its product is annotated as fungal-specific transcription factor domain-containing protein. The record is from RefSeq and is a predicted model, not a curated record. Gene Ontology annotation, molecular function: DNA-binding transcription factor activity; transcription cis-regulatory region binding. The transcript has 3 exons. Gene Ontology annotation, biological process: positive regulation of transcription by RNA polymerase II. Lineage: Eukaryota; Fungi; Ascomycota; Sordariomycetes; Hypocreales; Nectriaceae. Gene Ontology annotation, cellular component: nucleus. Bases 1 to 1881 code for a protein of 626 amino acids.